AUGGCAGACAUAGUGGCAUUACUUGACAUCCUCAUUAGUUUGGAUUCUCGAUCGGACGCGGGGGCAUGGGGUCGCGAGCGAGGACGGCGGUCGAGAUCGAGAGAGGCGAGGGGAGGGCGGCGAGCCGAGCGUCCGUCACCUGUUAACUGCCCGGACAAAACUGGGCUCGGCUGCGAUCUCUGCCGAAUUAUUCUCGAGUUCGGGCUUUAUAUUACGAGGGGAGACGUAUCAACCGAUGGGAAAUGGUGUUUUGUUGUGCUCUGGGUUAUCCCCUGCUCUCCCAAAAUAAAUGUCCAAUGGAGGAGCUUAAAAACCCGACUUUUAUCUCUGUGCCCGUCGAAUCCGAUCCCAUUCUACUACGAUAUUGGAACCCAGCCUGCAAUAUCUCAGGUUUACUUAUUGAAGCUCUUCUCCGUUGAUCGGAAGGGAUUAUUACAUGAUGUUACUCAUGUUCUCUCUGAACUUGAGCUCUUGAUUGAUAGAGUGAAGGUUUCGACGACCCCUGAUGGUAGAGUCAUGGAUCUCUUCUUCAUAACAGAUGGCAUGGAGCUCUUGCAUACUAAAAAGAGACAAGAUGAGACAUGCCAAAAGUUGGAUGAAGUUUUGGGAGACUCAUGCAUCAGUUGUGAGUUUCAAUUAGCCGAUAGUUUUCAGCAGGGUUUCUCUUCCCUUCCUUCUGCUGUUGCUGAAGGACUAUUUCAUCCGGAGAUACCUGACGGCGAUAUCGGUUCACAAGCACUUAGUCCAGAUAUGAUGAAGCUUAAAAACAUGAACUUGGUCAUAGACAAUUCCUUAAGCCCUUCUCAAACUUUGCUUCAGAUUCACUGUGCUGAUCAGAAGGGUCUUCUCUAUGACAUUUUGAGGACUUUGAAGGAUUGCAACAUUCAGAUAGCGUAUGGACGAUUCCUCUCAUACGAGAAAGGGUACCGCGAAAUAGACCUUUUCAUCCAACAAGCCGAUGGUAAAAAGAUAAUUGAUCCUGAAAAGCAAAACACAAUUUGCUCUCGGUUAAGAUUGGAGAUGCUCCAUCCUUUAAGAGUGAUAAUCGUCAGCCGUGGCCCAGACACCGAGCUCUUGGUUGCUAACCCCGUCGAAUUAUCAGGAAAAGGAAAACCUCGAGUAUUUUACGAUGUCACACUUGCUCUCAAAACACUUGGCAUCUGCAUCUUCUCGGCUGAAAUUGGGAGACAUACUACAUCAGAGAGGCAAUGGGAGGUGUACAGAUUUCUCUUGGAGGAAACGAGAGAAUAUCCGUUAGCAAAUAGGCAAGCUAGAGAUCAGAUUGUGGAUCGAGUGAGGAGGACGUUAAUGGGGUGGUGAGAGCUUUAAGAUUGGAGAUAAAAUCAAUGAGCUUGCCACUGUGUGAUAUUUAGUUAGUUUACUUUUUCAAGUGUAAUAUAUCGUGGGACUUUCAUCUGUACAGUGUAAUCACCAUCCUAUGGCAAUAAGAUGUUCCCAUGUCUCAGUAUUCCUUAGUCUCC
This is a messenger RNA of Asparagus officinalis (garden asparagus), 1481 nucleotides long. Its product is annotated as ACT domain-containing protein ACR9-like. The transcript has 7 exons. The record is from RefSeq and is a predicted model, not a curated record. Bases 1 to 1320 code for a protein of 439 amino acids. NCBI's taxonomy places the organism in Eukaryota, Viridiplantae, Streptophyta, Magnoliopsida, Asparagales, Asparagaceae.